CAAGAAUGAGUGAUAAUCGUAUGUGAAUGUACGCGAGAUACAAUGAUCGUAUUGCAUUUGAAACGGGGCUUGAGAGUUUCCUUGAGUGGGCGUGAAAUCAAACGGCGUACACAGAUGGACAAGGUAACAUUAGGUGCCCGUGUAAGAAGUGCAAGAAUCAAGCGUAUUUAGAUGUACCUACGGUCAGAAAACAUGUUAGUAGGCGUGGAUUUGUCCUGAAUUACACAAAUUGGGUUUCUCACGGGGAAGCACCGCUGUAUAUGCCGAGAGAACAUGUUAUAAUGGACGAGGAUGAUGGAUUAUACAAUAACUACGAAAGGAUGGUGCAUGACCAUGCUGGACCUAGUAAUUAUCAAGAUCCUCCAAAUCUGGAGCAGCCGCCCAAGAAUUGACGCCGAGGUUCGUCGACUUGCCGCUGCCACAGGACGAGAGCACCGGCUAGAUGAGGUGUAUUUGGAUGUGGUGCAGCCGGAUAGGUCACGGAUCUACGGCAUCGGGAGUGCCGGGCAGAGCCAGGCUAGUAGGGGGUCUAUCCGUAGCACAUGCACUUCUGCGGUGUCUCAGCAGCUUUAUGAGACACGGAUCUCCACGCUGGAGAAGCGAUUGGCUGCAGAGCAAGCUGAACGACAAGCCAUGCAGGAGCACAUGGCUCAAAUGGAGCAGUUUAUGAGGAUGUAUAGUGGUCAGCGAGCUCCAUCCCCUGAUGCCGAUGAUGAUGAUGAUGAUGCUUAUGACUCUCCCUGAUGAUGA
Salvia miltiorrhiza (redroot sage) is the source of this 750-nucleotide messenger RNA. RefSeq lists its product as uncharacterized. The coding region runs from base 292 to 744 and encodes 150 amino acids. NCBI's taxonomy places the organism in Eukaryota, Viridiplantae, Streptophyta, Magnoliopsida, Lamiales, Lamiaceae. The transcript has 2 exons. The record is from RefSeq and is a predicted model, not a curated record.